AUGGGAUCACUUUUGGCUGAUCAGGGAGAGCCACCUCAGUUCCUACAAGUUUACUUUCUCGCUGACUACAACGAGCAGGUUGAUGUGCGUCUCGGCAUUCUGCCUAGCGAUAUUUCCGUCGGUCCCUGUAGAGACAUUCUGUUCUGUCUACAAGACAUGCUUCACGAAACUAACAGUUACAUCCGAAGCUUAAAGUUUGCUUUGCAAAACAACUCUUCGCCCUCUUUCAGCGUUGUCAUCGAUGCAGACAGACGGCCUCACGGUGAGCAUGAGCGUCGCUUCAAUGCUCCUGCAUGUAAUGAAGUCGCCGCAGUCAUCCACGGUGAGGAGCAUAACAACCGUGACAUUGUCAUAAGGUACCGGGGCGGUAGUCUGCGCCGCAUCAGUGAAACCCACCGUUCAUAUGACUGUCUCCAGUACCCACUUCUUUUUCCAUACGGAAGCGAUGGGUACCACUUCAAAAUCGCAAUAUACCAGGCAAGCAGCGAUUCCAUGUCGACCUCAAAGACGGUCUCCCGUAGGGCUUGCUCCGCCUACAUGUUUAUGGUUAGAGAGAGUGAAUUUAACCAAUUGCACAGGUGCCGUCAACUAUUUCUUCAAUUCGCUGUUGACAUGGCCGCAAAAAUGGAGUCGGAGAGGUUAAACCAAUCCAAACUUAGAACUGACUCCUACAUUCACCUUCGUGAUGGUCUGCGUUCUGAUAGUGACUUACGCAAUCUCGGCAAACCGUGCAUUUCGCCUUCCUCUUACACUGGUGGCCCUCGAUACAUGCAUGAAAAGACGCAAUGA
Molecule: messenger RNA, 789 nt
Organism: Acanthosepion pharaonis
Lineage: Eukaryota; Metazoa; Mollusca; Cephalopoda; Sepiida; Sepiidae
Source: the annotation of a GenBank genome assembly